Anopheles maculipalpis is the source of this 1488-nucleotide messenger RNA. RefSeq lists its product as uncharacterized. Bases 1 to 1488 code for a protein of 495 amino acids. Lineage: Eukaryota; Metazoa; Arthropoda; Insecta; Diptera; Culicidae. The record is from RefSeq and is a predicted model, not a curated record. The transcript has 3 exons.
AUGGCACGAUUUAGACCGUCGUUGGUUCUGCUGUUGUGCUGCGCCGUCUUGGUUCAGCGCUCAUUCGCUAAGCCGGAGUUUGGCUCAGCCGGUACGGUGCAGUCGAGUUUAACCAUCAAAAACACAGUCAACUCGAUCACCCCUUUGCUUAUCGCGGUCGACGACAAAAAUGGUCUCGUAGUGCAAACGGAUUAUCCAAUGUUCCUUCAAGUGCUACCAUUAAUGGAGUCCCUCGGUACCAAAGUGACGGAGUUGGGUCCCCCGGUAAUGAAUGCCAUCAUCGCGGGCAUACCAAAAGCCGACGGAAACUAUAACGCCGUGUUUGAUCCGAUUGUUGCCGCCAUCGCUGCGUUUAGAAGCUUUCUCACCGGGGAAGCGACCACCACACGUGCCACCCUGAAAACAAUGCUCGGCAAUGAUAUAGACCAUCUUUUUGGUGAUGUUUUCGGCAACAUGGGCAAUGCACUUACACAGGUGGAAAACUCUUUGCUGCGCUUGAAGAAUGCUCUUCGUACUGCCGUCAUCAGGAGCGGUCGGGCUCAGAUUGAUCCGGCCAUCGUAACCGAUGUAGUUGUCGCGGCCAGCUUCUUCAAGGCGACCGUACCGCCGGUGGAGUACACCAUCCAGUCCACCAUCGAUAACAUCAUGUAUGGUGAUAGUUUUCUUUUAGACCUGGAGAACAUGAACCUGGUGUUGAGGGAAAAUCUCCAAACCUACACCACCCAAUUCGCCAAAGACGUCACGGACAAUGGUAACCUUAUUAAAGCGGCGUCGGAGAUGGUGAAAACCACGUACAAGACGAUAUCGGACGCGGUGCCUGGCGCCACGACGAAUUUACAGUCUUUGCCCGAAUACCAAAACGGUGUGUCCAAAGCGUUAAGCACAUACACGUCCGGCUACACGGCAUUAGGCGAGGUGCCCACCAAGAUUGAGAACCUAUUCUCAAACUACCUACAGGUUGCGAAUACGUACUUCACGCAGUACACAGAUGUGCUAGUGCCACGGUCCUACGACGCUGUCGUCUACCUGCUCAAAGUACUGGUUGCCGGUGGUCCACAUUCGCGGUUUUGCUUCUUCAAAUAUUCACCCCGGCUUACCAACUUCUAUGCACUGCUCGUGUCCGACGUGGAGGUUUGCUACAACAGAGAAACAUACCGACUUAUUCCCCUCGGAGAAAUUGCCCAUUCGUUCGGUAUACAGAUCCUUUACGAUCUGGAAGAUCUGAUCGACAACCUGACGGCGUGCAACAGUAAGGCCGACCCGGUCCCAUGUCUUACUGCGAUUGGCCCACUCUACAUAGCAUUGGCGGAAAAGACAUUGGCCAAGGCAAAUACACUGGUAAAACUGGUGAAAGCCGAGAGCACUGCCAGCGUCAACCGUUUGGGCAGUUGCGUUCUGACCAGCAGGUUAAAGAAUAUGCAAGCUCUCAUAUCAGCCGUCGCGGAUGUCGAAACGUGUCACACUCUGGGUCCACAGGAUCCAAACUAG